CUCCAGUACCGGUGGCUGCACAAGACACACAAGACCAGAGAGAAACUGGAAUCAUAACCAAUCAAGCAGAACUCAACUCGAAGUGGUUGUCGUGCGGCAUUACAAAUCGUUAUAUCAAAUAUAAAUAAAAGUGAAAGUAAUUACUAACAAAAUGUCAUCUGCACUGACGAACCUCUUGCAAUCUCUGAGGAUUGUGCCCCUGGGACAUGGCAAAUCAAGCAAUCAAGUUUUGGUUGUAUCAAAUCAAAAGGAACGUUUAAAGGUGGAGGAUCUGCCGGAGAUCUCAUUAGAAGAGGUGGCCCAGCACGAUAGCUUCGAUGACUGCUGGGUGGUUAUCUAUGACAGAGUCUACGAUGUCACUCACUUUCUAAGGGACCAUCCCGGCGGCGAUGAUGUCAUUAUGGAUCAUGCAGGACGAGAUGCCACCAUCGCGUUUCAUGGUACAGGACACUCUGGUGAUGCCAUUGAACUGAUGAAAGAUUUCUUGAUCGGUCAACUUCCCACCAAACAGCACAUUUUUCGCACUGGCAAAAACAAGGUGUUGUCCCUGGGCAUACCGGAAUAGUAAUAUUAAUAUAAUGUCAGCCGAUUUCGCACCGAUCGCCUUCGCCGCCGUCCCCCAUGUUGUACGAGUAAAUGUUUAUAUAUUUCUUUAGAGUAUUCAUUGAUUUUGUGUCUAGUUUUAAUCAGCUUAUUUCGCAUUCCGCAAAACGGUUUUCGCAUAAUCAUCUAAAAACCAUCCAGCCAACUAUAUGUAUAUUUAUAUAUUGAUGUAUAUUUUUGUCAAGACUUGAAACGGAUCUAAGAUUAAAUUAUUUUAAAUGUGA
Drosophila eugracilis is the source of this 827-nucleotide messenger RNA. Its product is annotated as cytochrome b5. NCBI's taxonomy places the organism in Eukaryota, Metazoa, Arthropoda, Insecta, Diptera, Drosophilidae. Gene Ontology annotation, cellular component: membrane; intracellular membrane-bounded organelle. Gene Ontology annotation, molecular function: heme binding. Bases 152 to 565 code for a protein of 137 amino acids. The record is from RefSeq and is a predicted model, not a curated record. The transcript has a single exon.